Cervus elaphus (red deer) is the source of this 5078-nucleotide messenger RNA. RefSeq names its product transmembrane protein 151B (gene TMEM151B). NCBI's taxonomy places the organism in Eukaryota, Metazoa, Chordata, Mammalia, Artiodactyla, Cervidae. The record is from RefSeq and is a predicted model, not a curated record. The transcript has 3 exons. The coding region runs from base 539 to 2242 and encodes 567 amino acids.
GCUGGCGCCCCCUCCGCGAACAGACGGAGGAGUUUGGGCUUAGUUUUCUCCUCCUCGGAAGGAUGGCGGCGGUGAGGGUAGUGAGCGGGGCUGGGAGUGAGGAAGGGGUGCCGGGAGCCCCUGUUGCUUGUCCCUUUUGGGGUGGCUGUUAGGUAGGCUUGGGGAAGGCGGAGUUUGGGGGGCCGGGGGCGGGGCUCCUGUGCUGGGAGGAAGAGGGGGGGCGCGCUGGCUCCAGCUCCGCUCAGACAAAAGGCGGCGGCGGGAGCGGGCGGGAGGCGGAGCGGCGCCGCGAGGGCCUCAAGGUGACACCCGCCCCCGGCCCCGGCCCCCCCAGCCCGGCCCCCCAGCCCGCCUCCCCAUCCCCAUCCCCAAGCCCCUUACCCGUGGAGCCCUUUCCAGGCCCCCUCCCCCCGGCGGGGGGUGGGGAGCAGCGAGGGCCCCGCCCCCUCCCGCCCCCCUCCCCAGGGCCGGCGCAGGAUGCCCCCGGCCCCCGGCAGCCCCCCGGGAGGCCCUGAGCUCGACGCGCCCCCUCUACGCCAUGUCCCCCCCUGGCUCGGCCGCGGGAGAGAGCGGCGGCGGCGCCGGCGGCGGCGGUGGCGGCCCCGGGGUCCCGGAGGAGCCCACGGCGGCGGCGGCUACGGACGAGGGCCCCGCCCGAGAGGAGCAGCGUCCCAUCCAGCCCUCUUUCACCAAGUCCCUCUGCCGUGAGUCCCACUGGAAGUGCCUGCUGCUCUCGCUGCUCAUGUACGGCUGCCUGGGGGCGGUGGCCUGGUGCCACGUCACCACGGUGACCCGCCUCACCUUCAGCAGCGCCUACCAGGGCAACAGCCUCAUGUACCACGACAGCCCCUGCUCCAACGGCUAUGUCUACAUCCCCCUGGCCUUCCUGCUCAUGCUGUAUGCCGUCUACCUGGUGGAGUGCUGGCAUUGCCAAGCCCGCCACGAGCUGCAGCACCGGGUGGACGUGAGCAGCGUGCGAGAGCGCGUGGGCCGCAUGCAGCAGGCCACGCCCUGUAUCUGGUGGAAGGCCAUCAGCUACCACUACGUCCGCCGCACGCGCCAAGUCACCCGAUACCGCAAUGGAGACGCCUACACCACCACCCAGGUCUACCAUGAGCGCGUGAACACGCACGUGGCCGAGGCCGAGUUCGACUACGCGCGCUGUGGCGUCCGCGACGUGUCCAAGGCGCUGGUGGGGCUGGAGGGCGCGCCGGCCACACGGCUGCGCUUCACCAAGUGCUUCAGUUUCGCCAGCGUGGAGGCCGAGAACGCGUACCUGUGCCAGCGCGCGCGCUUCUUCGCCGAGAACGAGGGCCUGGACGACUACAUGGAGGCGCGCGAGGGCAUGCAUCUCAAGAACGUGGACUUCCGCGAGUUUAUGGUGGCCUUCCCCGACCCGGCCAGGCCGCCCUGGUACGCCUGCUCGUCCGCCUUCUGGGCCGCGGCGCUGCUCACGCUGUCGUGGCCGCUGCGCGUGCUGGCCGAGUACCGCACGGCCUACGCGCACUACCACGUAGAGAAGCUCUUCGGCCUGGAGGGCCCCGGCUCGGCGGGUGGCAGCGCCGGCGGCGGCCUCAGCCCCAGCGACGAGCUGCUGCCGCCGCUCACGCACCGCCUGCCGCGGGUCAACACGGUGGACAGCACGGAGCUCGAGUGGCACAUCCGCUCCAACCAGCAGCUGGUGCCCAGCUACUCGGAGGCGGUGCUCAUGGACCUGGCGGGGCUGGGCGCGCGCUGCGCUGGGGGAGCGGCCGGUGGCUACGCCCCCACCUGCCGCUACGGUGGGGUGGGUGGACCGGGAGCGGCGGGCCUGGCCCCGUACCGGCGCAGCUGCGAGCACUGCCAGCGCGCCGUCAGUAGCUCGUCCAUCUUCUCGCGCAGCGCCCUGAGCAUCUGCGCCAGCCCGCGGGCCGCCCCCGGGCCCGGAGGAGUCGGGGCGGGCUGCGGGGGCAGCCGCUUCUCUCUCGGCCGCCUCUACGGCUCGCGGCGCAGCUGCCUGUGGCGCAGCCGGAGCGGGAGCGUCAACGAGGCGAGCUGUCCCACCGAGCAGACGCGACUGUCCAGCCAGGCCAGCAUGGGGGACGACGAGGAGGACGACGACGAGGAGGAGGCCGGGCCGCCGCCGCCCUACCACGACGCCCUCUACUUUCCGGUGCUCAUCGUGCACCGGCAGGAGGGGUGUCUGGGCCACAGCCACCGGCCGCUGCACCGCCACGGCUCCUGCGUAGAGACUUCACUGUGACCCCGGGUCCCGGGACCGGCCCGACGGCCUCCUCCUUGCCCCUUGCCGGGACGGCGCGUCCCGCGGGUGGAGCAGGGGGGAGUCACGAGUGUGGCCGAGGCCGUGCUGGGAACGGCGCGGGUGGGGAGGUGGGAGGCGAGGGGGCGCGGGCCAGACUCAGACGGGGCCGAUCCGACCCCCCCACUUCCUGUACAUAAAGAAACAGCUGGGGGGAGGGGAGACAAUCCCACCCCCGCAGAGCCGUCUCUUCCAGGCCUGCCCGCCCCUGAGUUCCUAGGGGGUCACCUCCCUUUCCGACACACACACUCGCACAUUGGCGAUUCCCUGUCCCGCCUUUCAAUGGAUCCAAUGACUGUUACCUGGCGACUGCGCCCUGGAACCCGCCUUGGGCUCCGUCUCCAGGGAGAGGCCCUCGCUGUGCAGCUGGGGAGGUUUGGAGGCCGGAGGAGGGGGCGGGAAGGGCCGGCCGGCUUUCUUUCCUCGCUGCAGCCUGAUCCUGCGGGGGCCUCACUCUACCAAGGGGGCAGUGGUUCGGAGAACAGCAGGGCUGGCUUCCAACCAAGCUAAUGAAUUCAGUGGGUCUGAGGCCGGGGCCAGGUGUCAGCCGCGGUACUCCAUCUCAAAGCCCUGGAGAUGUUGCUCUCUUCUUCUUGGCGCUGGCCCCGACAAGAUCCGAAGAUCGGGGUUUCCUUUCCGCCACUCCCACCGCUGUUGUUUAUCUCCCUGGGCCCCCCCGGGGAGGUUGGGUCCUGGGGGGACCUGCUCACCACAGCUCUUCUUCCCCAGCCUGCUCCCUGGCUCUGAAGAGCUGUUGCCAGGGUGAGGGGGAAGGCAAACUGUGGAGGGCAGUGCACCUCAGUCAUUUAAACUUCACCUCCUUGCCUCUGUUCUGGGAGGGCACCCCCUUCAGGCGGCAUUCCUUUAAGCUGACCAAGGCGUCCGACUCAGCGGGGAGACUAGGAGACAGGCCUGGGUGACAACAGAGAACUCAGGAAGCAAGUGGGAGUCAAAGAGGAAAGGAUCAGAAAAGAUCCUCAAAGGUGGGGGUGUCCGUGGGGGCCGACCCUUGGCUCCCCCGUGUUCGUGGGGAGGAGUGGAUAGUGGUCGUCCUCAAGCUGAGCCUCUGCGGGGCUGAGGACCUUGUCACAAGCCCAGCAGGAAGCUCCGUUCCAUUGGUGGGGUCAGAGGCAGGAAUUUUCUAAAUCUUGCCCCAUCCCUCUGUCCUCCCCUAGCCCGUGAGCUGAAGCCCUGCUGUGUGUCCCAGGGUCUUCAAAGGGGCAUGCUGUCACCACCCCAGGGCGCUGGCCCCGUGUCCUGUCCCCCACCGCUCCUACCCUGAUGUGCUUCCGUGUGCAUGUCUGUGUACAAAACCCCUGCCCGCCCAGCUCCCCUGGCUAACGUUUUCCCAGCUGACUUAGCGCCCAGGGAGUGAGCUCACAUUUGCAGCCGGAGAGGAUAACCCUCAGCCUCGACAUGGCUCGCCGCUGAUGAUUCUCACUUCAUCUGAGCCAUCAGAGCCACUCCUCUCCCCUCUUCCUCCAGCCUGGCCAGGCCCACACCGCCCGGGGCGUGGCCUCCACCUAUGCAACAUCUCUGGCUCCCCUGCUCCCCUUCCCUGGGCAGUUGGGGGUGCACAGAUUGUGGGGACACCAUGGCCUGUGGCGCAUUGGGGUUGAGCUUAACUUUCAGGUGGAGAUGGCUGAGUGGGAAGGGGAGGAGGCCGGAGAAGGGGAUGCUUGGGCAGGAGGGGACAGCUGCCCACUAGGUUUCCCUGGGCAGCAGUGCCCACCUACCUGCCAGCACUGUGCUCUUCAGGGGCCUGGGGGUUGGAGCGCCCCUCUUUCCUUUGAAUGGAUGUCUGCGAGGUACAGGUGGCGAGCUGUGGCCUUGGCACCCAGUUCUUGGCCAGCUGGCACCCGGAUGUCACACCCUUGUCUGGGGCAUCCUGGCCACCUCAUGGCUCUGGGGAGGGAGGAACUCAGCUCCCUGCCUCAGGCAGAUGCCUGAGACAGAGCUUGAGCUGGGAGGAGGGGAGAGGGGAGGGGCUGUGAUUAUUUUUGCCUGUAUUGACCAUUUCUGCCUAGGUCCUCUCACACUGACAGCCUCACACCUCCCACAUACGCACAGACUUAGAGAGAAACCAAGUCUUUGGUCUAUUUUCUUGGUAGCUUUAUUGAUUGCCAGGGAAAACGAAAACCAGAAAAAUUAAUCUCUAAAAUUAAACUUUACACUGAAUGUUCUUGUUUCUCUAAUUAGAACCUCUGCUAGCAGCUGUGGCUAUGUACACUCACACACUCACACACACCCUCACACCUAUAAGUUUGCACUCCGGAACUGUCAGAGGGUGUCAGGCACAGACAGACUUGAAGUUGCCCAGACAGGCACACGUGUGCGGUCACUCCCAAGCCCCCUUUGGUGCUCUGCUCCGUGCCUGCUUGUUGGAAGGAGUCCCUGGAAGGCGCUCCUAGGCUGUGGUUCCAGCCUGUGACCCACCCUUUGGAAACGGGGCUGGGGGUUCAGUCUGUGGAGGAUGGGCCCUGGGGCUCAGCCUGAGUCCAUCAGGCAGAUCCUCUCAUGGCCUCAUGGGGAGAUGUGAUUCCUGUGGGUGUGGCCCCAGGGCGGGUGGUGGUAGAGUGAUGGGGACUCGUGGAGGGUGCCUGGAAGGUUUCAUGUGUCCUGGGACAAGGGCUUGUGGGGUGGGCUGGGCCUGGCUGGGAAGAAGACAGGUCUCUGUCAACUGGGUGCAUCACACUGUGGCCUUUCUGUCGUGGAUUUCCAAGCGCAAAGAUUGUAUAAAUCAAACUGGUGGAUAAUAAAGUUGCGGAUGACUCACUGA